ACUGGGCGACGUCGGGUGUAGAGGUCUAGCUACUACAGUAGUAGUAUAGAGUAUAGUAGUGAAGACCCCUGGGCGUAAUGGUGGAGGAGGUGGUACAGCCGCGAGUGUCUCUGAAGGUCAGAGCCGGGGAGAAAGAGGGCCCGCUCUUUCAGGACGUCCUGGUAUACGACCUGUCCUGCAGACUGAGCGACUUCCUGGACGCCGCUCUCAAAGAUCUGGAGUCUCAGAGUCUCAUUCAACUUCCUGAGACUGAUGAGACCGACCUUAUUGACCCAAAAACUUUCAAAGUCUUCAACGAACAGAUGACGCAGGAAUUGGACCUGAACCUCCCUCUGUGCGACCACCCUUACAUCGUUAGUGGUUUAGGUAGAGGGGCAACCCCAUCAAUGCUCGUGCUUCAGUCAGACAUUUUCAUGUCUGCAAACCAAGUGGUGAUCAAGCAGUUGACAGAUCUGCGUCGGACCAGCACAGAGGAGCCGCAGGUCCCUCCGAGGGAUUCAUCUCUCACGGGGGAAGUGAUGAGUCGGGAAGAACUGGUCUCUCUUGCAGGCCGAAGAGACCCUUCUCUGAAAAGGAUAAAGAGAGAUGUAUCCAGUGGUUCUCUGGCCUCGUAUAUCCCUGGUCUCAAUCUCACUGACGAGAUGGCCGACAGGAUCCUACUGGACUCCACCAGCAGUGAUACCAUCUCUCUCCACUCUGCCGGAAGCACAAGUGUUGUCACGACAACCAGUACACCCUCGACAACCCCCGCCGAAGAAAGGGGUGUGGUCAUCCGGAACCAGUCUCGCAAGAAGAAGAUGUCUAGUCGUCGACGACUGUCAAGAACUCCAAGUCUGGAAGCCGACGGUGGAGGGGGAGAGGGAGAAGGGGGAGGGCGGGGAUCAGUUCCCAGUACCCCAGACUCCACUGCCACUAUGCAACUUGGGGGAGACGGAUCCCAAGUAUCGGAAUCGGACACCGUGACUGUACAUUCACCAGUGUCGAGAACGGGGAGCGCCCCCGAGACCACACCCCCGAGGACGCAGGGUGCAAAGGUCAGAUUAUCGGGCAGCUACUCGGUGCCGCUGACGGUCAUCGAGGAGCCGGUGGGGGAGACGGAGGACAACGAGCAGGGGCUCACCCCUGCGGGGGAGGAUGAGGAGAGUGAGAGGCUGCGGAGGUUCCAGCGUUCCCCCUCGCCCUCCCUCCAAGUUCCGCCGUCCCCUGUACGAGGGUUUUCCCCUAACUCCUCCCCUCGUAACACCCGCAAAAAAACACGGAUUGCGGUUCGACGUACACGCAGCAACAAACCUGAUCAAGGAGGAGGAGGAGGAGGAGGAGAGGGGUUAAAACCCUCUGGAGGAACGUUCAGCCAAGAGAGGAGAUGGACAGUCAGAGACACCUCAGACAGAAGGUCCCGUUCCGUCUCGGCCUACUUUCCCUCAAAAACCGUCUUCAGCACAAUACAGGAGACCACACCGUGGGGCCAGAUAAAGGACAACUUCUGGUCUCUACUGAGGGAGAAGGGGAUGAUGGAAGACGACGGGCUGCUGACUGACCCGGAGAAGUUUACCUUCACCUACAGACUGAGAGAUGAUACGUAUGAACUGUACGAUGAGCAGCAAAUCUUUCAAACAACAGCAGUUGUUCAAGUGUGGAGAAAGGAGAAAUCAGAGACCGGAUUUCUCACCGUGGAACCGAAGAAAUCCGAGACUAAAGAGCAAAAGACGCUCAAUAUGGAGAUCGGGGCCAUGAUAGGGAUUGGGUUGUACCAGCUCCAGUUUGCCAACAACGACGAGUUGGACAUCACCCGAAGAAAAAUGGUCGCUGUGCGUCGCUAUGCGGUACGGUCUCGGGACGCGGUCCAGUACAGCAUGGAGACAGACACGACGUUCCAGGAGGUGCCGGCUAGUAUCAGGGACCAGUUGGUGGAGGAUCGAGUCCUCCUCAGAGUCUACUACAAGAUCGGGUCCUACAUGACAUACCAGGCUGAGGUCUAUGAAAUAGCAGACAACCUGUUACCUCAGUUCAUUCCUGACUCGCCUGCCAAGAGACAGAGACUGGGUCUGCCUGAAGAAAUGAACCUGGACGAGUACGUGCUGAAGGUGGCCGGAGAAGAGAGCUACAUAUAUGGGCACUACGAACUGAUUACGUUCAGUUACAUCAUCCGCUGCAUCGGCAAGAAGAUUGACAUUGUCCUCGCUCUCGUGAGGAAGAAGGACACGGAGGAAGACAGAUGCAGGGACGUCCCUGACUGGAGCCUCAUCGACAGCAGUACAGGACUGACAGGGACCCACUCAGAGCUGUCGGCUCUCUCUAAAGACCACACCCAGGUCUUCACCAUGUCAAUGUGGGACCUCCACCGCAAGUUCAGGGUGAGGGUAGUGGGUCUGGACAACUUCCACGGCACUGAUCUGGACGUAGUGUACCUUGAGGCUGGCGUCUACCAUGGAGGAGAGCUACUCGGCAGCCUCAAGUUCACGACUGAAAGCGUCCCCUCUGUCCAUCCUCGCUGGAAUCAGUGGAUCACGUUCGACAUGCCCGUGAGGAUGCUCCCGAAGGCCGCACGGCUCUGCUUCCAGGUGGUGGGCGGAGUCAGGUCACGUGACUCGCGGAAGCGGAACACGAUAAGGGGUUUCACUCGCUCGAAGGGGGAGGACAAGAAGAGCGAGCAACACGACCGACCUUUGAACUGGGUCAACAUGCAGAUCCUAGAUCACAGGGCUCUCCUGAGGCAGGGGUUGCUGCGGUUGAAUUUGUGGCCCGUCGUCGCGGGUGACGGGAUGACAAGCUCCGCCCCCUCCCCCAUGGGGUCGACGGCCGUUAACCCGGACGGAAACACUUCAGUGGCUCUGUACAUUGAGUUGGAAACGUAUAUGCAUCCGGUGGCAUGUCCCACUGGAGGCUGGGGGGAGGAGCGAUCGAUACAACCAGAGACCACUCCGAGGAAGGAGAUGAAAGAGGAGCUGGAUACUGUCAUUAAUGCCGACCCUCUCACCACGCUGACGAAGGCGCAGAAGGAGCUGGUGUGGAGUUGCCGCAGUUACUGCUCCCACGUCCCGCAGGCGCUCCCGAAGCUCCUGCGCAGCAUCAACUGGGCUGAUCUAGCUCAGGUGUUGAAGUUUGAGUCUUAUCACGACAGCGCCCUGGCGCGACUCCUGCUGAAGAGAGCUCUCCAGAGCAAGAAGAUCGGUCAUUUCUUCUACUGGUACCUCCGCUCAGAGAUGGACACCCCAGAGUUCAACCAGAGGUUCAGCAUCCUCCUGGAGGCCUACCUCAGGGGAUGUGGAGAGAGCAUGUUUAAGGAACUCCAGGCCCAGCACAAGGCAGUCUGCGACAUCAUGUCCGUGGCCUCUCGGCUAAAGAGGAACAUGGAGAAGGGGAAGGCUGUGGUGGAGUUUGCGAGAGCUGAAUUGGCCAAAUAUCAACUCCCGGAAACUUUCUGUCCUCCCUUCAAUCCCCUUGUAAAAAUGGGCAAUUUGAACCUGGCAAAGUGUAAAGUAAUGGACUCCAAGAAGUCUCCGCUGUGGCUGGAAUUUGAGAGUAAAGAUCCGACAGCGGUCGGAGGCCAGCUGAUCAAGGUCAUCGCCAAGCACGGAGACGACCUUAGACAGGACAUGCUGACCAUUCAAAUGCUCUCACUCAUGGACAAGCUCUGGCAGUCCCAAGGCCUGGACCUGUACAUCAUUCCCUAUGGUUGCGUAGCAACCGGGAACAUGAUGGGAAUGAUUGAAGUGGUACAGAAGGCCGACACUGUCGCCAAGAUUCAACAGAAACAUGGCGGUAGCUUUUCAGCGUUCAAAGAGGAGCCCCUUCAUGAUUGGUUGAGAGGGUUCAACCAGACUAAGAACAUGUGGGACGGUGCCGUGGAGCGGUUCAUGCUAUCGUGUGCCGGCUACUGCGUCGCCACCUACAUUCUGGGGAUAGGAGACAGGCACAAUGACAACAUCAUGGUCACCACAUCUGGCAACCUGUUCCACAUUGACUUUGGACACUUCCUCGGAAACCAGAAAAAAUUCAUGGGCUCUGAUCUGUUCAAGAGGUUUGAGGAGACGGCUCUUGAGGCAUACAUGGUCAUUCGACGCAACGCUAACCUCUUCAUCAAUCUAUUCUCUAUGAUGAAGUGUACGGGUAUUCCAGAGCUGCGGAGUGUGGAGGACAUCGAGUACCUCCGCGGUGUCCUCUUUCUCGGUCGGACAGAAGACGAGGCAAAGGAACACUUCAAGUCACAGAUCCAGAGCUGUCUGAAACUGGCGUGGAGAACACAACUCAACUUUCUAGUCCACAACUACGCGCACAGUCGCAGCUAG
This is a messenger RNA of Geodia barretti, 4289 nucleotides long. The record is from the annotation of a GenBank genome assembly. Lineage: Eukaryota; Metazoa; Porifera; Demospongiae; Tetractinellida; Geodiidae.